This is a messenger RNA of Corythoichthys intestinalis (scribbled pipefish), 1441 nucleotides long. RefSeq names its product metal transporter CNNM1-like. The record is from RefSeq and is a predicted model, not a curated record. Gene Ontology annotation, molecular function: transmembrane transporter activity. The annotation marks the transcript as partial. The transcript has a single exon. Gene Ontology annotation, biological process: intracellular manganese ion homeostasis; transport; magnesium ion homeostasis. Gene Ontology annotation, cellular component: plasma membrane; cytoplasm. Lineage: Eukaryota; Metazoa; Chordata; Actinopteri; Syngnathiformes; Syngnathidae.
AUGGCUGCGGAGGAUGAGGCCGCGCGGUGCUGCCUCAGGUCCCCGCAGUCCCGCGGGGCUCCGCUCUCUCCGUCCCGCUGCCUGUGGCUCCUGCUCGGCCUCUGCUGGCUGCUGCCCACCCCGGCUCUCUGCCUGCUCGGCUUCCGUCCGGAGGAGACCGGAGCGGAGCUGUCCGUGGACGACGGGGUGCUGAAAGCCACGGAGGGAACCCGCUUCAUGCUGCGGGUGUACUACUCCACCUCCCCGCAGAGGCUCAACCGCACCGCGGGGACCCGCGCCAACAAUGCCGCGCCCUGGAUCGCCUUCAUCGAGGAGCCGAGUCCCGGCAGAGAGGGACAGGUUCACCCCAAGAGGAACAUGUGCAUGGACAAGAACGCCAGGACGUCCGACAUCGAGGUUUUAGGUUCCUUCAAGUCUGCUUCCAGUCAGAACUCAGUGCUGGUCGAGCUGCUGGCCAAAGACUUGCGAAGAGGGGAGAAGAUUAAGUAUUACUCCAUGUGCGCCUUCGACGGGUCCAAGUGGGAACACUACCGGACAAGAGACUUCUGGGUCGCCGUGACAGAGCGCUCUGCUGUCCCGGAGCUCUGGCUGCAGGUCCUGGUCUCCGUCCUGCUGCUCGGCUUAUCGGCUCUUUUCAGCGGACUGAACCUCAGCCUGCUGGCGCUCGACCCGGUGGAGCUACAAGUCCUGCAGAACAGCGGCACCGACAAGGAGCAGAACUACGCGCGAAAGAUUGAAUCUGUGCGUCGGCAUGGGAACUACGUCCUGUGCACGCUGCUGCUGGGCAACGCGAUCAUCAACGCGUCUUUGGCGGUGUGGAUGUGCCAGAUCCUGGGCAUGACCUGGCUCUCCACGGUCAUUUGCGCCUUUGGCAUCUUCUUCAUCGGGGAGAUUCUUCCUCACUCCGUGGCAUCGCGUCACGGCCUGGCUAUCGCGUCCAAAACCAUCUGGGUGACGCGGCUGCUGAUGGUGCUCUCCUUCCCCAUCUCCUACCCCAUCAGCAAACUGCUGGACCUCAUUCUCAACCAGGAGAUCUCCAACUUCUACACCAGAGAGAAACUGCUGGAGAUGCUGCGCGUCUCAGACCCGUACCACGAUCUGGUGAAAGAGGAGCUGAACAUCAUCCAGGGCGCGCUGGAGCUGCGCACCAAGACGGUGGAGGACGUCCUGACGCCGCUGAGCGACUGCUUCAUGCUGGCGUCGGACGUGGUGCUGGACUUCAACACCAUGUCAGAGAUCAUGGAGAGCGGGUACACCAGGAUACCGGUGUUCGAGAACGACAGGUCCAACAUAUUGGACAUCCUGUUUGUCAAGGACUUGGCCUUCGUGGACCCGGACGACUGCACUCCGCUGAAAACCAUAACGCAGUUCUACAAACACCCGCUGCACUGCGUCUUCAACGACACCAAGCUGGACGCGAUGCUGGAGGAGUUUAAAAAAG